Molecule: messenger RNA, 1378 nt
Organism: Lonchura striata (white-rumped munia)
Lineage: Eukaryota; Metazoa; Chordata; Aves; Passeriformes; Estrildidae
Source: the annotation of a RefSeq genome assembly
AUGCUAAAAAUCAUUAUCCCAACUACAAUACUACUCCCCCUAACACUCCUAUCCCCUCCCAAACAUAUAUGAACUAACAUCACCCUACACAGCUUCCUAAUCGCCAGCAUCAGCCUCCAAUGACUAACCCCCACAUACUACCCAAACAAAGGCCUGACCCCCUGAACCUCCAUUGACCAAAUCUCCUCCCCAUUACUAGUUCUAUCGUGCUGACUACUUCCACUCAUAUUCAUAGCAAGCCAAAAUCACCUAGAACAAGAACCUACCACCCGCAAACGAAUCUUCACCUCAACAAUCAUCCUAGCCCAAACAUCAAUCCUAUUAGCCUUCUCAGCCUCAGAAUUAAUACUAUUCUACAUCGCAUUCGAAGCAACCCUGAUCCCCACCCUAAUCCUCAUCACACGAUGAGGAAGCCAACCAGAACGCCUAAAUGCCGGCAUCUACCUCCUAUUCUACACCCUCGCCAGCUCACUCCCCCUGCUAAUUGCAAUCCUUCACCUACAAAACCAAAUCGGCACAUUAUACCUUCCAAUACUUAAACUCUCACACCCCACAUUAAACAACUCAUGAUCAGGCCUAAUCGCAAGCCUAGCCCUCCUACUGGCCUUCAUAGUGAAAGCCCCCUUAUACGGCCUACACCUCUGACUACCAAAAGCCCAUGUAGAAGCCCCAAUCGCCGGAUCAAUACUACUAGCCGCCCUGCUCCUAAAACUAGGAGGGUACGGCAUUAUACGAAUUACCAUCCUAGUAAAUCCCCCAUCAAACAACUUACACUAUCCCUUCAUCACCUUAGCAUUAUGAGGAGCACUAAUAACCAGCGCUAUCUGCUUACGACAAAUCGACUUAAAAUCACUCAUCGCCUACUCAUCAGUAAGCCAUAUAGGACUCGUCGUAGCCGCAACAAUAAUUCAAACCCAAUGAGCAUUCUCAGGAGCAAUAAUCCUAAUAAUCUCACAUGGACUAACCUCCUCAAUACUAUUCUGCUUAGCCAACACCAACUACGAACGAACCCACAGCCGAAUCCUAUUACUCACACGUGGACUACAACCCCUAUUACCACUCAUGGCCACCUGAUGACUUCUAGCUAACCUAACCAACAUAGCCCUACCCCCAACAACAAACCUAAUAGCAGAACUAACCAUCGUAAUCGCACUAUUCAACUGAUCCUCCCUCACAAUCAUCCUCACAGGAACCGCAAUCCUACUCACCGCCUCAUACACCCUCUACAUACUCAUGAUAACCCAACGAGGAACACUACCAUCUCACAUCACAUCAAUCCAAAACUCCUCCACACGAGAACAUCUACUCAUAGCCCUACACAUAAUCCCCAUAAUACUACUCAUCCUAAAACCCGAACUCAUCUCCGGAGUACCCAUAU